GCAGAGCUAUGAUGCAGACAGCGAAUCACAUGAGCAGGGAUAUGUUUACAAACUGAGCUGAGGAGGUGUGCUCACUAGCUCCAUUGUGAGGAAGAGGGACUGAGAGCAGAGAGAGAAAAAGAGAGAGUGGGACCAGAGAGCGGCUUCCUGGGUUAAAAUUAUCAGUGUUAGGCUAAUUUUUGCUGUCUCGUUUUUCACCCCCUCUUUGUCUGUUUUGGAAGAAGGGGAGCAGAUGGUUGGGCCUGACAGAGCAGAGAGCACAACGCAAGUGCAGGCAAAAUAGCUGCUUUUACAGGAACCCUGGGCACUGCAGGGAACCAUUCAAGUUCUUCCUUUGUUUCCCAUAAUUAGCAGGUUUUCACAGCAAGAGAGGAAAUCUAUGUCGAGACGAGUAUUCAAGGAAGGCGGAGGCAGAGAGAGAGAGAGGGAGAGGAAAACAGGACUUCAGAGGAUCAGGGGAGGGAGGGAUAAGCCUUGUGACAAUGUUUUGAAGGGGAGACAAAGCAAAGCAGCGACUGCACUCAGCUGGAUAGAUUGAGUUAGCUGCAUGGGAGUUCUCUCCAGUUGGAAUAUUAACAAUAACAUUGAUGUGUCUUUAACCUGCGAGGGUAUGAUGUUUAUCCCCUAAUAUAAACACGGCUAUGCUCUGGAAAUCCCUUUGUUUAUUUGAAGAGGGGAGGCAUUGCAAUACGGAUAUAUUUGAUUCUGUUGCCUUUAAUAACUUCACACUUUUUAGCAUCAUUUGGGAUUUUAAAAAGUAGCUAUCAAUUCCUGAUGAAAUUGUUGCUUGAUUAUUCACAUAAUGACAAACCAUCACAAAGAAGAGUGUGGAUUUCAACAAUGAGUGAGUUGUUUUUGUAAUGUUUUACUGGAUAACAGAGCAUCAUCCACAGGAGAGCUUCUUGGGGAACUGAGAAUGUUUAUCACAAUGGGAUUGACUCAUAGCCUACAAAUAAAAGUCAUUUUCAUUGGGGACACAGAAGAGGUUGGACUCACAUCAUUGUCUGGAAGACAGUGACUUUUUUGGGGACAACCUCCUCGAUCUGUCGGCACCCCAACAUAGACCCAGGACUGGCUGUGACCCCAGACACAGUGACUCUAGAGGUUGUGAGUAACUUCAGACGUUUUGACCCCCAUCCACUGAUUCCCUGGGUCCCUCUGGCUCUCUUGAGGCUGAUUUCACCCAGUCCAGGGUGUCACGGUAGUGCUGCUGGUGAUGGUCUGAAACGGCUGCAUGGACUGAAAGGACCAAAUUCCAAUUCCCCAUCACACACACACACACACACACACACACACACAAAAAACACAUACACACACAUCCCCAGGCCGACAAACAAGCGUAACACAUUCAAGUCCAACAAUAUACUGCAUAUUAUACUACAGUGGUAUUCAAAAUCGGGAUUAGGAGCAACACAUUUAAGAGUACAGAUUAUGGAUGUCUGUGUGGUUUAAGAUCGUAGAUCUCAGACCUUUUACGGCAAGAUGACAUCGGAAGACAUCUACCACCUGCCCCUCAACAUGUACGUUAUCAUCCUGGGCAUUGGCCUCUUCAUCUUCAUGCUCAGCCUGAUCUUCUGCUGCUACAUGUUCAGGUUAAGGCGACAAGGCACAAGGGAGCAAUAUGGAUAUAAUGAGGUUGUUUUGAAAGGAGCAGGAAAGAAACUGAGUCUUCUUGGACAGACCUGUGCCGUGUGCUUAGAAGAGUUCAAAAGCAGAGACGAGCUUGGAGUGUGUCCCUGCUCACAUGCCUUUCACAAGAAGUGUCUGUUAAAAUGGCUGGAGAUCCGCAGUGUCUGCCCCAUGUGUAACAAACCCAUCUCCCGUUUGCAGCCAGACCCCCCUCAGGGCGCAGAGAGGCCCCAGAGCCCAAUGGAGGUGUGAGAUGAGCGAGGGACCACACUGCAGCACCACAACACCCCUAAUUACAGUUCCCACCUACCUAAUCCCACUCCACUCCGCCGGACCCCUAAAAAUCACACCCUGGUCCAGUUGAAGUGAAUCAGGCAUUCCAUCCUGACGUCUUCCAUAUACCCCCAUCCUAGAGUUCUGACAGACUCUACUCUUGUUUUGAAGGUGUUAGACCCCUGAAGGUGUGUGUGAGAUGAGACUUUGAAGUGGAACUCAUAGAACAAUAUUGGAGAACAAACUGAAUGUUUUUUUAUCUAAAAGGCAGGGGAUGGAUGAAGAGACCCUGUCCCAUGACCACCGGCCAACCCCUACAGGAGAAACAGUGGGUACUGAAAAAGAGUUGGGAUGCUGUGCAUUGGGCCCUACUUUCCCAAAUCAUAAUCAAUAACCCGCCAUCCCAUGUUGCCAAGUGAAGAUAGGGUGUCCUGAUUGGUCGAUGAGUAACAUGGGGCCUGGAUGGAGGUAACACGCACAUACCAUGCCCACAGCUGCCAUCAUGGGCCUAUGAGGUAUUCAGCUAUGACAUAGGGUGCAGUGACCCUGUCACUAAAUAACACUUCAGGGUCAUUCUUGACUUGCAUUGCCAUUUGGGCAUGGUAUUUUGGAAGAAAUUAACUUCAUGUUUGUUUGUUUUUAUUUAAAUGUACAGUAUAUGGGUACAUCUUACUAUUCUAAAUCAACUUUUAUGGCAGCUUAAUGACUUUAAAUAUCAAUUAUGGUAAUGACACAUUUUAGGUAAUUGAGUAUUUUCUUAAAUGGAGAGCACAGAUGCUCAAAUGUCCUUAACCCUAAAGGGAAAUGAUUAAUCUUUUAAUCACAAUGUAAUUUCCCUUACAUUUUUACAUUUAAAUUGAGUAAUACCAAUGACAAUUUUUAUUUAGACACCAAGUCAUCAAUGGAAUCCUCAAAAUUAUGACAUGCUAAAAGGGUGUGAUUAGCUAAGAACUUUCUUUAAUAUAGACACCUCCCCCAAUAACAGUUUGCAACUGGAGGGAAUGCUCAAGGUCCUUGUAUAUUUUUUGGGUAAUGAGUAAUUUUAGAAACGCCUAACUAAAAUCUGCCGUAAUUGCAUCAGAUGCCCGAUUAGCUUCUGGGGGAGAUGUAUGAGAAAAGAUAGGCCUACUAACGAGACAAGAGAAGUAACUUUAAACAAUGCAUUAAAUAUACAGUUUUGCAGUAGAAAUUGAUUUAUCUAUAUUUUAUCAAUGAUAAACAGUACAAUAUAAACAAAAACAUGUAUGAUGUGUAAGUAUUUGUUAUUUGAAAGUGUUUUUCAUUGUUGCAAAGCCGAGGGACGCAAAUGCCACUGCAAUUCAAGAAUGACCCAUCAAUGAAAUAUAUAAUUUUAAAAUUAUUUCUAAGGAAUUGUUUUGUAUUAUAACUGGCUUUCAAUAAAGUGUAUUGUUUCAGUGA
Messenger RNA from Salvelinus fontinalis (brook trout), 3321 nucleotides. Its product is annotated as RING finger protein 122-like. The coding region runs from base 1483 to 1881 and encodes 132 amino acids. NCBI's taxonomy places the organism in Eukaryota, Metazoa, Chordata, Actinopteri, Salmoniformes, Salmonidae. The record is from RefSeq and is a predicted model, not a curated record. The transcript has 7 exons.